Molecule: messenger RNA, 1857 nt
Organism: Aspergillus thermomutatus
Lineage: Eukaryota; Fungi; Ascomycota; Eurotiomycetes; Eurotiales; Aspergillaceae
Product: putative C2H2 finger domain protein
Exons: 2
Coding region: 1-1857 (618 amino acids)
Source: RefSeq, a predicted model, not a curated record
AUGGCGAAUGAUGACUUCGAAUGGCUUCAGAGUUACCGAGAGCCAGGGCCUUUUUGGUACCCUCAGCAAAAUCAAUAUGCCUCCUCCCCAUCGCCGCCUCAGGGCCACCCAGAUCCGUUCAUGGGUUUCCCCCCUACAUCUCAAAUACCCAUGAGCGACAUUCACCAUCCGUACCAUCAUCAAACACCUUAUGCUCCUCUUGAGACAUAUGUGAGGCCACAGGCCACAAUAUAUUCCUCAUCAAGUACCUACCCUUCUACCUCUUAUCAAGGAGGACAACAAUACCGAGCAAACCCACCUGUGACAGCACAACAACCACCUCCUGUCCCUCCUCGACCUCCUCCUCCUCCUCCUUCAACCGUCUCACAACCCCUGCCUACGAAUUCCGCUCAGACACAGCCGCAAAAUACUUCAUCAUACCUGAACUACCCGCCCUUUGCGCGAACGACCGCCAUCGUUGAUUCCGACAAUAAUUCCCAUGAUGCGAAGAGGCGUCGUCUUGAGUCACCCGCGACUGUGACCAUGUCGAAGCCAACAAUGCCGCCUCGAGAAAUUCUCUCUAAAUAUUCCUUUACCCCGCAAGACAUUACGGACAGGGGCUUUUUGAAAACGCGUACGGAUAUAGCAGAACCUCUGAACGUCGCUGACGCGGCGGAAAAGCUACAAUACGAUCCGAAAACAAUCGCCCGGGAUGUCUUGAUUGCGUCUGGGCGCCAUCCUACGGAAGCUCCUUUGAACCAUCAUCUAUUUCGCCUCCGAGAUGUCUUCAUCGGACUCGACACUGCUUCAGAUUUGGAGACCUUUCGCUGGGAUCUGGUAGACCCGCGGGAGAAGCAGGCCAAUAACACAACCGUAGCACGUGACCUACACCCGGUGUCCGCGCCCCCGCUUGUGACUUCUGCCAUAGCGCGUCCGGCCCAACCGAGUCCCAUCAUCCGUACUGAUCCUCCAUUCACUGGUGCUGCCGCAACUCAACAGUACCAUCAGCAACAGCAUCAACAACAGCAACCACAGCCACUACAGUUACCCCAGACGUUACAGGCAUCACAAACACGGCCGCAGCAGAAAUCCCCAUCUCAACCCCAUUCUCAGAAACAAGUACAACCUUCUCCUCAACCUCAGUCUCGGUCGCAUCCUCCGCCCAAAGUAGAAUUGCAAGUACAGCCCCCACCGCAGCCGCAGUCAAAGCCCGGACCCUCAUUCCAAAUACGUACAAAGGCAAAGCCGUCACCACGUCCAUCAACCAAUAUGGUCGGGAAGAGACCUCCUGGGCGACCACCCGCGAGCUCUAAGAUCGAGGUUACAAUUCCCAUCACUUCCCAAAUUCCGUAUCAGGUCUACGCGUGUGACUGGGAGAAUUGCCAAGCGGAGCUGCACAAUCUUGAAAUGCUCAAGAAGCACAUCUUCAAAGUUCACGUGCCUUACACGCUCACAUGUCAAUGGAAAAACUGCACGUUUCGAGAGAACUUACCGGCGGUGCACUUAUACAAGCAUGUACUGAAAGAACAUGUGGAGUCUAUCGCAUGGAAGCUGGGCGAUGGACCAUCAGUGCCUGGAACUGAGGGUCGUGUUGCCGGCGAAAGUCCCGUGCCUAAAACCAUCCCGGAGUCUAUUCAGCCAGGGGGCGAAGACACGCUCAUAUUCCCAGCAAGCUACAGUUCGAUUCGCGCAUUCAAUCGUGUACAUGGCAACCACACACAAUUUGAGAAAGCCCGGGAGAUCUUCAAGGCAGUACAGAGGCUGAAGGAACAGAUUGGGUAUGGAUUAGAUCCCGGUGGAUGCCAGUUGGCUACGCCAGCAAGGGUUGGGAGGGUGAGCAACGAUGAGGAUGUCUAUGCAGUGAGGCAUGAGUCUUAG